This is a messenger RNA of Mytilus californianus (California mussel), 2194 nucleotides long. Its product is annotated as galactose-3-O-sulfotransferase 2-like. NCBI's taxonomy places the organism in Eukaryota, Metazoa, Mollusca, Bivalvia, Mytilida, Mytilidae. Gene Ontology annotation, biological process: glycolipid biosynthetic process. The record is from RefSeq and is a predicted model, not a curated record. The transcript is spliced from 2 exons. Gene Ontology annotation, molecular function: galactosylceramide sulfotransferase activity. Bases 16 to 1467 code for a protein of 483 amino acids. Gene Ontology annotation, cellular component: membrane.
AGAUAUUGUGCUACUAUGCCAAAACUACAGUUUUCCAUUAGCAAAUGUUUAUCAAGAUUUUUCCUGCUUACUCUCCUUGUAGUUUGUGUGAUUUUUAUAUCUAUGCCAUUUAUAGGAAAACACUCAACUGUGAUAUUUUAUGAAGCUGCAUUUUAUAAUGUUUCCGUUGGAAAAAAUACUCAACGUCAUUCUAGACAAGGUUAUUCAGAAGCUUUUAAUAUAAAAUCCUCUAAAGAACAAAAACAAUUACGUUCUGUGCACAGAGAGACUACAACACAGUUUACCACAACGAAACAACUAGAUGUUUAUACUGAAAAAUUACCAACUGUAAGACAUGAAAAUAAAAGUACAACUAUAAGAAUGUCACAAUCGAUAAAAUUAUCGAAGUGCCAUAACCCAAUAAACCAUGUAGCCUUUUUAAAAGUGCACAAAGCCAGUAGCACGACUGUAAUGAAUAUCUUCCUCCGAUAUGGAGAUUCGCACAGACUAAAUAUAGUUCUUCCAAAAUCCGUAAAACAAAGUGCCUUCAACUAUUUGGGUUAUGGCGUAACAGUUCAGAAAAAAAGGAUAAAUAAAAUUCCAAGCAACGAGACAUAUAAUAUUUUAUGUAAUCAUGCUGUAUUUGACAAGGAAGCGUUUGCAGAACUUCUGGGACCACAUUCAUUUAACAUAGGAAUCGUUCGUGACCCAUUUACACAUUUUCCUUCCGCUGCAUAUUACUACGGUUUACUUAGUCGUAUUAAAAAACGAUUUAGUGACAUAAAAGAUGCCGAAGAGCUACUUUCAAUCUUCUUAAAAACACCUGAUUCAUUUGGUUCCAUUUUACACAUACACAACGGAAUGUUUUCAGAUUUUGGACUUCCAAAGAAAGACUUUUAUAAUGAAGAAGCAAUUAAUAAACGCAUCAACGAUUUAGAUAAGGAAUUUUCGUUAGUCAUGGUAACAGAACUAUUUGACGAAUCUCUAAUAUUGAUGAGAAGAAUUUUGUGCUGGGAAAUCAAGGACAUUCUUUAUGUACCUCUGAAUAUUAAUAAGAAUAAGAAAAAAAAUCCAAUAGUCCUCACUGAAGACACAAAGAAGAAUUUAUUCAAAUAUAAUUAUGCUGAUUUUAAAUUGUACAUGUACUUUAGAGAUAAAUUGUUAGAACAAAUCAAAGAUGAAGGUGAGGAUUUCUAUUCAGAAGUUAGAUAUUUCAAAAAAGUUCAUGUGAUAGUUACAAAAUUUUGUCACGAGAGUUAUUUAAAGAAGUUUUCAAAUUCUGCAUCUAUCGUUAUAAAAGCUUCAGUCUGGAAUAAAGCUUUUACAAUUAAUUCACAAGAAUGUAAAUUUAUGAUGUCUUCCGAACUGCCUUUACUUAAAGGAUUGAUGAGUAAGGCUGAAACACGGUAUAAUAACUGGCUCGAAUCAAUGAUUGAAAGUUUUUCUGGCAACAAGGCUGUAUUUCAAAAGAGAAACGUAAUCUCAUGAGUGAACUUAUAUUUAACCGGAAGAAUUCUAAAGAAUAUUUUUGCCGGAACCGGAAACACAAUGUUCGAAAACGAGGGUAAAUUUCUGUCUCAGAGUCAUCUUAAUACAGUUUUGUUUACGAUAAUCAUUAUUUGUUUUCUGAGAGAUUCAUGUCAUACGUUGUUUUAAGUUUUGUUAAGUGAUAGAAAAAAUAUCGAUCUUUGAAAUCGUCUCAUAUCAAUCAAUUUGUUAUUUUUCGUUGAAUAAAAUAACUACUACAUGUAGUAUCCGUGGGAAAACGCCUUUAGAUUUUUUUUUAUCAUAUUGAGAGGUUGAAUAAAAUAAAGAAAAACUUUGAAUACACACAUGUAAAAAAGAGUGAAAAUGAUAUCAAACAAGUUUAUGACAGUAAAUGUUUGAUGUCCUUGAAAGAUUUAAUUUUAUUGAAAUCACUCCGAGGUUUUGAUCUUUAAUUCAUAGUUGUGGCGUGAUCGUCCGUUUGCAAAGAAUUUCGAUCAAACCGGUGCUAGUGGUGGUCUUAAACUUUCAGUGAGGUGAGAGAUUUUGCUCCAUGUUGAAGGCCUCACUGUGACUUUGCGACGAAGAACAGCAAUAACUGAACUUAAUGUAAAUUUGAUGACUUUUACACAAAGGAUUGAACUUUGCUCUCGGUAAGCAAUGAUUUUUUCUGAAAAUUUGAUUCUUGCCAACUUAACCGUUUAUAAUUUGGUAUUGUAUUACAUGUAUA